Caenorhabditis remanei is the source of this 624-nucleotide messenger RNA. RefSeq lists its product as uncharacterized. NCBI's taxonomy places the organism in Eukaryota, Metazoa, Nematoda, Chromadorea, Rhabditida, Rhabditidae. The record is from RefSeq and is a predicted model, not a curated record. The transcript is spliced from 3 exons. Bases 1 to 624 code for a protein of 207 amino acids.
AUGGUGUUCUCAAUAAUCACUGGAAUCCCAAUGUGUUGUAUCUAUUUCGCUUCUCAGUUGGGUGCUGCUUAUCCGGAAUUGCACGAUGGAAUUCAAUUAGAAACCAUCAGAGUGCUUCCAUACGAAACGAUCAUGAUAUUCUUUUUUCCCCUUCCUCCACAUCUUGGUGGUGUAAUUGAAGAUAGUCAUACCGCAAUAUUUUAUCUUUUUGGUAUGAUACAAUCUGCAUUUUUAUGUAAUGUAUGCAAUUUAUUGUACUAUAAUUAUGAAUGGAUGAGUCCCCAUUGUGGUAGAAUAAUGUCAACAAUGUUCAUGUGUUAUGGGAUACGAAGAGUGUUCAAUUUCAGAAGUGUUCUUAUUCCAAAGUUGCCUAUUCAAGUUCCAUGGAAAUCAAUUCUCUUCUUCACUCUCUUCUUUUCAAUUUCGGGAUUCUAUGUAUCUCAAUAUUCUACAUUUCACAUGAUGCUUCGUCAUUUCUAUGUAUACUUUCUUUGCAUUGAAAUUUCCAUUUGGUAUUACACCAAAGAAUUUCGUAUGUUUUCUAGAUUUCCAGUGGACUGGCUUUGUGGUCACUCAGUUGCUCGGAAUACAACUGUGUAUAGAAACUGGAAUAUCCAGAAAUAA